Molecule: messenger RNA, 1532 nt
Organism: Antechinus flavipes (yellow-footed antechinus)
Lineage: Eukaryota; Metazoa; Chordata; Mammalia; Dasyuromorphia; Dasyuridae
Gene: PYDC1
Product: pyrin domain containing 1
Exons: 3
Coding region: 95-373 (92 amino acids)
Source: RefSeq, a predicted model, not a curated record
UCCUCCUCUUUAUUUCCUGGUACCUGAGGUGCCUGUCCAGUACACAGCAGGCACAUUUGCGAACUGACAGUUUGACCACUGAGGGUGGGGAGCCAUGGUGCAGGCCCAUGACCUCAUCUUACGGGCUCUGGAGAACCUGAACGAAGAUGAGUUCAAGAAGUUCAAACACAAGCUGUGGACUUGGCCACUGAGGGAAGGCUUCAACCACAUCCCCCGGGGGAUCUUGCAGUCCAUGGACCGCUUGGACCUCUCUGACAAGAUCAUCAGUCAGUACCUACAUGACUACGGGAUAGAGCUGACUGUGGAAGUGCUCCUGGAUAUGGGCAUGCGGGAAGAGGCUAUCAGACUACAGAAAGCGGCAGAAUCUAGUUGAGGCUUGAAGCUGACUAGCAGCGAGAGGAGCACCCCACGGGACCAUAUACAUAUAUAUAUAGGGCUGAUUGGUCUUCAUCACUGGACUCAUAAAAGCAGACCAAUGAAUCCUGAUUGAAGACAUCACCAACCCUAAUUUGAAACUCUUCAGUUUUAUGGAAGCCUGGAUCUUCAUCUACUAGAACAUCUUUCAAGGCAGACUUUCAGUCAUUGAAACUAAGGGGCCUCUUAUUGUUUCCCAAUCCUCCUCUGGGAUCCAUCUCUCCCCACAAAGUCAGCUUUUGUGCCAGAAAUCUUGACUGUCUUCUUGUUCCCACCCCCCCCAGGCCCACCCAUUUGGGCACAUAUUUUUAUACAUUCAAAUCCGCCAAAAUCUGACUGCCUCUGUGCUUAUUUAUAGACAUAUUUACAUAUAUUUGACACUAUGAAUAUUUUAUCAUUUACAUGUAUGUAUAGAUGCAUGUGAACUACAUGGGGAAAUAUCCAUGCAUGUGUGUGUACUAUCUCCUCCAUAUUUACUGUAGCAUACAGGUUUAACCAGCAAAACAACUUAUGAUCCCAAGAUAUGAAUCUUUGAAAAAUAGCCAAAGUCCCACCUGGAGCCUCACCCAUCUGCUCCUUUCACUUACACUUAACUCUACCUUCUAACAGCCAGGCCUUUGAUACUAGUUUUCCAAUCCCUAUACUUUACCCUCCUCACAGAAACCUUUUGAUGUAUAUGUAUGGAGACAGAGAAUUUAGUCUAAGUGGAGGCAUCUUGAUAAAGUUGACUUUUCUUAAACCCAGUUUGAGGCUCAACUCUGACUGGAAGAGAAAGUACUUUAGGGUUAUAUGUAUCAGGAUAGACUUCAGAGAUUUUUACAGUAUUUCCUCUCAGACAAGGAGGCCAUAGCAAGGGGAGAGUACAGGAAGAAGGCACAAUUCAGGCUCUUCUGAAAUUCAUAAGCCCUCAAACACAGAAAAUUCUUGUGCAAAAUCAAACUCUUUUGACAGCCUAAAUUUUUUUCCCAGAAUUUUCUAUCUAACAUUCUUCCUUCCCUUUUUUCCUUCCUCUUCCAUCAAGAACAUUUAUCUCUGGUUAUACAUUCCUCAUGGAAAGCUGAAGAAUAAAAUAAAAUAUAAAUUAAAUUAAAAAAUAAAAAUAAAGUUCUAUUAAAUAA